GAGUCGCAGAUAUUUAUACGCAGAAGGGAACAGUCACCCGUCCAAUCGUUAAACUGGUUUUGCUUCCCACUGAGUGAUCUAUAUAUACAUAUUUGUUUUUGUUUAUCUUACGAUUUUAAUACUUAUGUACAGCAUGCCAAGAAUAAUUCAAAACCGUUCCAUCACCCCAGAAGAUCCAAUGAAACCAAAAAAAAUCUACCGAUGCCACGUGUGUAAAAGAGUUCAUCCCUUACGUAGUUGCAGCAGAUUUCUCAAUAUGGAUGUCCAUCAGCGGAGGAAAGUCGUCCACCGUUUCAAAUAUUGCCUUAAUUGUCUGGCUCAUAAACACUCACGAGGUAAAUGCUUAAGCCGCUCUGGAUGUCAUAUAUGCAAGCGCCAACACCAUACUCUUUUACACCACCGCGGUUCCCAACAGUACAGUCGCUCCGAACAUGCUUCAACAUCUCAUCCAACGCACGCUAUGCUACCACAUCAAAGAAUUACUGUACUACCCACGGCUAUCAUUAAAAUUGCAUGGAAAAACCGCUUAUAUCCAGUAAGGGCACUUAUCGAUACGGGUUCUGCUGUAAGCCGUAUUGCAAAAGCCAUUGUGACAAAACACCACUUACUGACCAGCCGCAUGGGAGAGUCGGAAAUGUGCCAAAUUGUUUUUCGGGCUCAUUCUGGAAACACCACCAAGAUUUCAAUGUGCGCUCGUGUUGAUAACCGAAUCUCCAUGGUAACACCCAUCUCAACGUUGUCAAUGGCAUUCAAAGAAAAAUUUCUUAACUUGGUACUGGCAGACCCCGACUUUCUUGAAAGUAACCCGAUUUCAAUAGUCCUCGGGGCGGACAUCUACCCUAAGCUCAUACUCAGCGGUGUCAUACCCACCGGCGAGGGAUCUUUAAUGGCGCAAAACUCAACACUCGGAUGGCUAGUAUCUGGCACUUGUGCAGCAUAAAGUAAACAUUAGCAAAGAAAUACCCAGCAAACAACUUUAUAAUCAUUAUGUAUUAAUCUGUUCGAAUACCGCAAAAAUCCGAAUUAUGAAUUAUGAUUUUUUAUGCAAGUUCGAUGAAUUAAUUUCUUAUUUGAUGGUACCCAUCAAGGGGCCCGGAAUGUUAACGUAGAAGAAGCCUAUACGAUUUUAUAACUAUAACCCUCAUUAGAUUGAAAUGCAGAGGGCGUUCAAAUGUAUCGUUAAGUGCCAUAUUUACACUAUCACCUAUCUUAGCCUUUAAGAAUAUUAUAAAUAAAAUGUUCACUUUGGAUUCAACCUCGAACA
This is a messenger RNA of Stomoxys calcitrans (stable fly), 1264 nucleotides long. RefSeq lists its product as uncharacterized. The coding region runs from base 125 to 940 and encodes 271 amino acids. The record is from RefSeq and is a predicted model, not a curated record. NCBI's taxonomy places the organism in Eukaryota, Metazoa, Arthropoda, Insecta, Diptera, Muscidae. The transcript has a single exon. Gene Ontology annotation, molecular function: aspartic-type endopeptidase activity. Gene Ontology annotation, biological process: proteolysis.